This is a messenger RNA of Marchantia polymorpha subsp. ruderalis, 1095 nucleotides long. NCBI's taxonomy places the organism in Eukaryota, Viridiplantae, Streptophyta, Marchantiopsida, Marchantiales, Marchantiaceae. The record is from the annotation of a GenBank genome assembly.
AUGGACUCACACCAUCUUUCAAAAUAUGUCAUGGAAAUGAAGCUUUGGAGACCCCGAAGAGAAUGAGAUCUAGAUUCACGCAAGGCUUUUCUUUCGAAGACCAUAAAGCGCCCGACCGAUUUCGAUUCUGAAGAAACUCACAACACUCUAUGCAUCUGGAACGGAAUCAUCUUAGGAGCAGCGGGCUGCCAGAAGCUCCUCUUCGAAUGCGGCUCUAUGAUUGCUUUUUGAGAAUUGGAUGUCCCUCCUGGUCCGUAGUUUCUGGUCGAAGAGAUGGUUUGGUUUCCAGUGCACAGAUAAAUCCCAGCAUUUUUCCGCCUUCUCUCCCAUAUUACCCAUUCUUCGAGAACAGGUUCACGAGGAAAGGAGCUUCAGAGAGGGAGAUGGUCGUCCUUUCAGGUGCUCACAAGAUCGGCAUCACACAUUGCGGAUUGAUCCAAGCCCAAGUCUACAACUCAACUGGCCCCGAGAUAGUGGACCCAAUCUUGGAACCGACUAUGGCAGCUCAGCUGAACAAGCAGUGUCCUUUCGGAGCUGUGAUGAACGAAGUACUCAUAGACCCAACCAGUGGCAGCAACAAUUUUGACUGCAGGCUCUUCAGCAGGGCUCAGAACAACCAGGCAGUGUUUAUCUCGGAUGCUGCAUCGACUACCAAUGUCAGCGGCCGAGCCAUCGUCUUGGAAGAAGCACCGCGUUCCAAUGCUCCUUUCCUCGAUGAUUUUGCCGCUGCCAUGGAGAAGAUGAGCAAGAUCCAAGGCCUGAGCAAACCAGCUAAUUUAUCAGUCGGAAUUGUAGGUUUCUCAAUUCGUGAUCGACUCUCCGCUGCAACUUAAUGCAGUUCGUCUCGAACGCCUUGCAAGCAACAAAGGUAGCAGUUUUCGGAUCCUGAAGUUCACCACAAGUAAGUACCUCAAAUCUCUCACUUCCCUCGAAUGCCAAGUAAAAGCGUCACGUCUUGUUCGACGGACUCGGACAGUGAAAGUUAUAUGGAGCUUAUCUAUACUCGGGAAGUCCAAAGGGAUGUUUGGACUAUCCGAGGACAAACAAAUUAUAGUAAUCCUUCAACCUGGAUGCGUAAUGAUGUUCAACAUGGAG